Salmo salar (Atlantic salmon) is the source of this 1235-nucleotide messenger RNA. RefSeq names its product cAMP-specific 3,5-cyclic phosphodiesterase 4D. NCBI's taxonomy places the organism in Eukaryota, Metazoa, Chordata, Actinopteri, Salmoniformes, Salmonidae. The record is from RefSeq and is marked provisional.
GGCGUGUACGCAUAGACGGUGGAGCACUUGGAAUUCGACUACAGCCAGGUUCUUAUCUGAGCGACAGGGAGAGAGUAACAUUGGACGGGACGUUAUAAUAACACAAAAUUAAAGGUUAAUUAAAAAACAUUCUUAGCACAGUAGGCCUAUAGAUGGCAAUAGUGUUUGGGGUGUGUGGUGGCGUAUUAAGAUGACAAAGUAGACUAGUCACUAAAUUGAUGUUUUGUUGGAUAGUCUACUACUGUAUUUUGGAGAAUGAGGCAAUGCACAUUAUUUAACUGCUUAACUUCAGAUACCUCUGUCCUGUUAAAGGUAAUUCAGGGAAGUGCCUGGAUCUGCAGAUUUCAAGUAACUUUUCAAACUAACCGAAAACCUGUGUUGGAAGUAACAAAUGUUGAAUUAAUUUAGGUCUCCAGCAGAACAACAUUUUAGAAAACAUCUUGGCAGCAACAGCCCCGAGACAAGGCGCCGAAAAAGUCCCACGGCUUCACUUUGCAUGUUUUAAUCCAGACUGCGAGUCUAAUAAAAACCUUGGCAAGCUAGGAUGGAUACCGCCGGCGGGAAUGUGACAGCAUCCCUCGUCUCUGGCAGUGGUAGCUUCAGCAGCAGCAGUAGCUGCACUGGUGGAAACGCGAAUGCGCCUAAACAUUUGUGGAGGCAACAGAACCAAGCAGCGCUCUCUCCGCUCCACCACGCGCUCGGAGUACGGACGAACAACCGGGUGAGAAGAGGAUUUUCGGACACCGAGAAAUACCUCAGCCCUAAGACCAUGGACCGAACUUAUGCAGUGGACACCGGGCACCGACCCUGUUUGAAGAAAUCGCGGAUGUCAUGGCCAUCCUCGUUCCAAGGACUUCGACGGUAAGGACAGCUUUAUCUCUGUCUCAAAUGAGAAUGACAAGGGCGUGUGUGAACAAUGGAAAGCGAAAAAGUAGGGUAAGUAGGCUACCAAAGGUGUAAAAGAUGUCGGAACUUUGGACAAGCUUUAGUUUUCAUUCCGUUGCCUAAAUAUUCGUCUUUUAGGUAGAUGUGAAAAAUAUCCUAUCCCGGUACUCGAGAAUUGUGAUUAAUCUAACCGACGAGACAAAGAGGGAUUUGUAAAUUAUGUAAAUGUGUGUGUAUGAUGCAUUUGCGAACGCAUGGUUUGCUCAUUCGUUUUUAGAUUGGACGUUUGCGCCUCAAUAGUUUCUGUUAUUAAUGAUAUGGAUGUCUUGAUUGAUGACUGUUAAAAACAU